Messenger RNA from Candidula unifasciata, 751 nucleotides. Lineage: Eukaryota; Metazoa; Mollusca; Gastropoda; Stylommatophora; Geomitridae. The record is from the annotation of a GenBank genome assembly.
AAAGUCUAAUGGAGAAGAACAAAACAGAGCUUCAAAGAAUAGCACAGGUUCCAAACGAAAAUCAUCUAGUAGAAGCAGGGCUGCAACAUCAUCAACUGAAGAUGCUUUCUUGAGAGGAGCAAGAGUUUUGUCUGCGCCUGUCAACUUUGAAGAAUUCCUGAAAAUGCCAAAAUUUAACCUUACUGACUUAGAGGCCAUUUUUGGUGGGCCAAACUUCAUACAGUUUGACAAGGAAGGAAUUAGUGAGGAGCAGACUGAAACAGAUAUAAGGAACAUGGAGGGGCGGUUGAAGAUGUCAGCUCAGCAAGUAAAAGAAUUGCUACUGGGAUCUCAAAGAGGCUUUGAAAGAUUUCGUGAAUUCCUUCAAGGAACAACUGGAGAGCACCUACUGGCUUUUUGGCUUGAGUGUGAGAAUUUUAAGGACAGCAUGGAGGAUCUCAGUGAAAGUGAAGUAAUGGAGAUCAGACCUAUGUUCUUCAGAAAUAUCCAGGAUAAAUUCAAGCUGAAACUGACAGCUGAUGCAGUGGAACAGAUAAACAGAGCUGCAAGCAACAAUGGGCUCAGUUACAAUAUAUUUCUCAGGGCACAGUAUGAUGUACUCAGGCGGCUUAGAGCCUACUGGGUACCCAGGUUUAUCAUUCACUGUGAGAUGACAAAGAAUAAUCAGCUGCCAUCUUGGCCAUCUAUAUCACUUGUGCAUUCUGUACCAGUAUUGCCUGAAGAUAUCAAAGAUUAUGCCAAUAAACUGCCA